AUUUCUCGCCUCUGUUUUCCCCACUACUGCUCGCAUUUCUGCAGCUCCACCGCCUCCAGGAGGAGCCGCAGGCGAGAUGGCGCGCAGCAUCUCGCGGUCGCCGUCGCACCGGAGGAGGCGCUCCCGGUCGCCGGUGAGCCACCGCCACAGCCGCCGGAGCCGGCGAGAGAGGAGCCGCUCGCCCUAUACCAAUUCACACUCCAGUAGAAGGAGCCGUUCGGGUUCUUCGCGUCGCCGCAGAAGCCGUUCCUCAUCCUAUAGGCGGCGCAAAAGUCGGUCGCCGACGCCUAGGCGGCAUAGGAGGCAGAGAAGUCCUAGCAGCUCGUUGUCUCCCCCACCCAAGUCUCUCAGUCCGAGUCCUGCACCGGCGGAGCCGCCGGUUGUCACUGAGAAGCUGAAGAGAGAAGAGGACGAGAAGAAAAGGCUUCAACACGAGGCAGAAUUGAAGUUGUUGGAGGAGGAAACUGCUAAAAGACUGGAGGAAGAGAUUCGGAAAAAUGUAGAGGAGAAGUUGAACUCUGAGGAAGUUAAGUUAGAAAUAGAGAGGCGGACAGAAGAAGCUCGGAAGAAAUUGUUUGGAGACGUUGCAGCUCAACUUGAAAAAGAAAAGGAAGCUGCUUUAAUGGAGGCUAGACAAAAGGAAGCACAAGCUCGUAAAGAGAGAGAGGAGCUUGACCGGAUGCUAGAAGAGAACAAGAGGAGGGUGGAAGAGUCGCAGAGAAGGGAGGCUUUGGAGCAACAACGGAAGGAGGAGGAGCGGCAUCGUGAAUUGGAGCUAAUUCAAAGGCAGAAGGAAGAAGCUGCUCGAAGAAAAAAGUUGGAAGAGGAAGAAGAACGAGCAAAGCAAAUGAACUUGUCUGGUAAAAACAAGUCUCGGCCAAAAGUGUCAUUCGGUUCAUGAGCGUCAUUCUCAUGUUCGUGCACCUCCUUUUUUAAUUGGGAUGAUGACCAGCCCUUAACCAGAGCUAGUUGUAUGGAAGUAGAUGGUUGUCGAUCCUGUCAGGUCUUCUUAGUUUAAAAACUGGCCUUUGUAUUUGGUAUAGAGGAACUGCAUCUUCGGCCAUUCGACUUAGAUGAAGAGAUUUGAUAAUCUUCCUGAGUAACUUUUGUACCGUCUUAUAUAUUAUAUGUCACGAGAAGUUUUAAUUCGAUUCUA
This is a messenger RNA of Eucalyptus grandis, 1156 nucleotides long. RefSeq lists its product as uncharacterized. The coding region runs from base 77 to 901 and encodes 274 amino acids. NCBI's taxonomy places the organism in Eukaryota, Viridiplantae, Streptophyta, Magnoliopsida, Myrtales, Myrtaceae. The transcript has 4 exons. Gene Ontology annotation, molecular function: cadherin binding. Gene Ontology annotation, cellular component: nucleoplasm; mitochondrion. The record is from RefSeq and is a predicted model, not a curated record.